CAACCCCACAUUUCUUAGCAACAACCCAAUUAUUCAUUUCAUUUCUGUUCAAUUGUCUUCAAUUAAGUUUCUUCUUUAAAAAAAAUACAAUGGCUAGAAUCCAAAGAAAGCUUUUCCCAACAGAAACUACCACAAACCAAACAUUAGAUUGUUAUGGCUUUUGUGACCCUUCAUGUCCUUCAAAUUGUUACACUAAUGGAAAUUACUAUUUCUCACCCCCACCACUAGAACACACAACACAAGUUUCCUCCUACUUCAUCAUCCUCAUUUCAUUAUUCUCAUUGAUUUUUAUCAUCAUUGGUUUUUAUGUGAUCAAAGUGAAAUGCUAUAAUGAAAUGUGUGGUUGGAGAAUUAAUAACUCUAUUCGCUCACAACCCGAAAACUCUGAAGAAUUUCUCAAUGAAAAUCAGGGUGAUCCCAAUCACGAUCACCCUGUGUGGCUCAUUGCUACAGUUGGUUUGCAACAAUCGAUUAUAAAUUCAAUUACGGUUUGCAAGUAUCGAAAAAAUGAAGGGUUAAUUGAAGGAACAGAAUGUUCUAUUUGUUUGAAUGAGUUUCAUGAAGAUGAAACUUUAAGACUAUUACCAAAGUGUAGUCAUGCUUUUCACAUAUCUUGUAUUGAUACUUGGUUAAGAUCUCAUACUAAUUGUCCUCUUUGUCGAGCCGGUAUUGUUUCCAACAAUAUUAAUCCCGAAGUAACCGAAUCGAAUUUCGGACAAGAAAAUAACAACUUGGGAAGAAAUCAAGAUACUCAAAUGGAUAAUAAUCCAAGGAAUGAUCAACAAGGUGUGGUAAGUAACAAUAUUGUUAUCAAUGUGGCAUUUGAAAAUAGGGUUGGAACAAUAGAGGAAUCAAGUGAUGAAUCAAAUUACAACAAGGAGCAAAUUAUGAAUGAUGAGAUGAAAAUUGAGGAGGGUUCUGUUUCAACUCAUCCUAGAAGCCAUCUUUGGAAGGUUAUUACUCAAAAAAAUAGUAAAACAAUGCGUAGGUGUUCAAUUGAAGAGCUUUUGCAUAUAAGGCCAGUAGCUAUGAAAAAGUCUUUCACUCUACAUGGAAGGAAGAGUUUUAAAACAAGAUAUGUGACUAUGAAUUAAAGAUGAUUCAUG
Molecule: messenger RNA, 1106 nt
Organism: Trifolium pratense (red clover)
Lineage: Eukaryota; Viridiplantae; Streptophyta; Magnoliopsida; Fabales; Fabaceae
Product: RING-H2 finger protein ATL54-like
Exons: 1
Coding region: 90-1094 (334 amino acids)
Biological process (GO): protein ubiquitination
Source: RefSeq, a predicted model, not a curated record